AUGGCUGCCACGUGGCGUCUGCGCAGGGCACUCCCGCUGCUUCUGUGCCUUGUCUCAAUGCCCGGCUCGUUCUGCGACGGGCGGGCACGAACCCCCGUGCAGCAGGCAGGACAACUAGACACGGGAGAAGAGGCAUCCGCCCUCUUGGAAAGCGUUCCCGGGUAUCUUGCAAGCGUGCUUUGCGACGGCCUGUUUAUCUCCGACCGCACCCUGGCCAGCCUUCUUUCCAGCGAAGGAUGCCUCCUCGGUUGCGCGCUCCUGCCAGAGUUGCUGGCGACCAACGCGCUCAGUUACACCGUCGAUGGUCGCCGGAAGUCGGUAACCGCGCGCGCGGGACACGUGGUCGUGACGGCGACUGCGCCCAGGGAUCCCUCCCGGCAGCCCUUCUCGUGUCUGGUGAAGACCUCGGCUCAGGUCGGCCCGGUGGUUCGUCCCGUUUACCGUUCCAACGGGUCGCCAUAUCGGCGCUUCGAUUGGCCAGAGGCGCGCGGCGGCACCUCUUCCGAGUUCUCCGGCGUGGACUACGGGCGCCUCGCGGCCGCGAUCGCGCCGUUUUUUGCCGAUCCAAUGGCGCCCAACUCGGUCGCCAACGCCACAGAGACACGCGCUGUGGUCGUGAUUUACCAGGGCAAAAUCAUAGCGGAGCGGUACGCAGAAAGCCUCGGCUUCUUUGAGACGACACCGCUGCUCGGGUGGUCAAUGGGAAAGAGCCUGACGUCCGCGCUUGUAGGGCUGCGCAUCGGUGACGGGGCCCUGAAUCUCACAGACUUGGCGAAUCCGCGCGCCUGGAGUCCCGCGGAAGUGGCGGAACGGAACAUCACCGUGGCGGACCUGCUCCAUCAGACAAGCGGAAUCCGGUGGAACGAGUCGUCUUUGCCCGGUUCGGACGCCAACAGGGUCACGUUCGGCCUCGCGCAGAACGACACCGAAAUGUUCGUUGUCGCCCGCCCUCAAGCUGUGCCCGCCGGCACCCGGUUCGACUACAGCACUGGGAACGUCCAACUGCUGCAAGGUCAGUUGCGCCGCAGCUUCCGCGGGAACGACGUAGCGUAUUGGAGCUACCCCUAUAAUCGCCUGUUCAAGCCGAUCGGCGCGCGAUCCUUCAAGCUCAGCUUUGACGGCGUCGGUACCAUUCAGGCCAGCUCCAGCGUAUACGCGACCGCGCGCGACUGGGCGCGCCUGGGACAGCUGUACCUGCAGGACGGCGUCUGGGACGGCACGCGCAUUCUGCCACGUGGCUGGGUGCGCUACUCGCGCACGCCCUCCUCGCCCUCCGUACGACACGUGUGCGGCCCAGUGUCGCUCGCACUGGGCCUCUGCGCACCGUACGGCGCGCUCUGGUGGGUCGCCCCGCUCAAGGGCGUCUCCGCGGCCGCGUACGCGGCGGAGGGUUUUGAGGGACAGUACGUAGUGGUCGUGCCGGACCAAGAGCUUGUGGUAGUGCAACUAGGGUGGGCGAGAAACGAUGCCCUUGACGACUACUAUGCGGGGGUCCUGGUGCGCCACGUCAGUGAGGCGGUGCCACGUGGCAAAAGCCCACGUGCGAAGAAUACUCCAGGUUUUAGUCUCCCUUAG
This is a messenger RNA of Klebsormidium nitens, 1575 nucleotides long. The record is from the annotation of a GenBank genome assembly. NCBI's taxonomy places the organism in Eukaryota, Viridiplantae, Streptophyta, Klebsormidiophyceae, Klebsormidiales, Klebsormidiaceae.